This is a messenger RNA of Cadophora gregata, 945 nucleotides long. RefSeq lists its product as uncharacterized. The transcript has a single exon. The record is from RefSeq and is a predicted model, not a curated record. Lineage: Eukaryota; Fungi; Ascomycota; Leotiomycetes; Helotiales; Ploettnerulaceae. The coding region runs from base 1 to 945 and encodes 314 amino acids.
AUGACCAACCAUAUCGAAAGCCCGACGAAGGCUACUCUCGGCCUAAAUUAUGCCUUGGUCCUGUCACAGUUUGAAGCAUUGUCCAUGCAGCGUCCACCUCCCAACCCAACCAAUGGCGCAUCCAUAGACAAUACAUCGUCUCGUGUACGCGUCAUAAAAAGAGCACGACAGCCAUCCUCAGAGGCAUCCGAGUCUCCUCAAAUUAAGAGGUCUAAAGUUCAACACCAACCAACUGGUGUAGCGUAUGGCAGCAAAAUGGAUAUAGACCUUCCUAUUUCUCAAUCUGGAGACCCCAACUCACUCGUUCGUCAGGACAGUACCCAAAAGAGCCCUUACGAUACAAUCUCGCCCCGACUGGUAUUCGAUAGCCAACUUCCCAGAGAGCUCAGGGACGAAAUCCAUGCUCACGCUCUCGCUUUACGCCCCGGAAUUUGUCCUCCCGCCCUACGCGAGGUUGCACCCAUGGAAACACGAAAAGAGCUUCUCGAAGUUUACAGGAGUGUGAACUACGUCGUACGAGAAAGCAAUUACCCAACCUUCAGAAGAAUUCCAAUGGGAAUACUCAAGAGAGUGAGACAUUUGACCCUGGUGUAUGAACAGUCGGAUUCGGUAAUACAAUUCUUCAGCUCGGACAAGACUAAGCUUAUCAAUUAUUUCACUACAUUAACAAUAGAUGUCACGAAGAAUGUCUUCAAUGGUGAUUGCAGGAAAUCUUGGGACUCCUUGGUACGGUAUCUUGUUGUGGCAUCAAAGGAAGGUGUGGAAAAGAUAACGUUUGUCUUUGCUGCACAAUAUUCUCAUGAGAGAGCAAGGGUGACAGAUGCUAUAUGUAAGCUGCUUGGGUUCCCACCGAAGCAGAUAGACGAUGAUGUGUCAGGACGCAAUUUACAUGUUCUGGUCUGGGAAGCAAGCAAGGGGUAUAUGAAGCUUCGAACAGCUCGGUAG